Molecule: messenger RNA, 1472 nt
Organism: Paramecium sonneborni
Lineage: Eukaryota; Ciliophora; Oligohymenophorea; Peniculida; Parameciidae
Source: the annotation of a GenBank genome assembly
AUGAUAAAACAAUAACUUUUGUAAAUUGGUUCAGCAGAUUCCUUUUUUAAUAAUCAUACUUCCUUAUAUUCGUUCCAUUCAAUAGAUCCUUUUGUUCCCUAGUAUAAAGGGGAGUUUUAGAUCAGUUAUUAGAACAGAUUAGUAAUCAAAAAUUUAGCAAUAGGAUAAAAUUUCAUUAGAUUUGGUGAUGAUGUAUGAAAUUUAAUUACUAUAUAGAAAUUUAUCAAUUUAAAGAAUGUUUGCAUGUAAAAAAUUUAUCAUCCAAAAACAGGAAUUUUUGGAAUAAAAUUCUCGAAGAAUGGAGUUAGUUUAGAUAUAUUUGGUUUAUCUGAUUAGUUGGUUGAAAUGAUGAAGAAGUAUACAAUAUAAUUUGAUUUUAUAUCAAAGUAUCAACUUUUAAAUAAACUUGGAGAAGGAUAUUCAACAAUUGUAUAUCUUAUUAUAAAUAUUAGGUAUACAGAGCUAGAAAUAAAUAAAAUAGAUAAGAGUAUGCAGUUAAAGUAUUUGAUAAAAAGAGACUUUUAAUAAAUUAAUUUGAAGCUAAAAAGUUUUUAAAAGAAUUGAAAAUAAUGAGAUGUUUAGAUAAUUCAAAUUUACUGAAGUUCUAUGAAAUUUAUGAAAGUAAUAAUCAUAUUUAUAUAAUUUUGGAAUUAUUAAGAGGUGAAAAACUUUCCUCAAUUGUUUAAAAAUAACAUACUCUGACUGAAUAAGAAAUUUUAACAAUAAUGAAGCCUUUGUUUUAGGCUGUGUAACAUUUGCAUGAUUAAAAUAUUUAUCAUAGAUAAAUUAGUAUUUAAAGUAUAAUAUUUAAAAACAAGAAUGAUUUAUCAGAACCUUGUUUAAUUAAUUUUAAUUAAGCAGAAUAAAUACUUUAAGAAGAUCAGGAGGAUUAAUCAACAAUAUUAGCAAAUCCAGAGAAAUAAAUUUAGUUUAAUAUUAAAUUUGAUGUAUUAUCUUUGGGAAUAGUGAUGUAUAAUUUAUUGACAUAGAGUUCAUAUGAAACAAAUUAAGUUAUUAAUGAUGCUAUGAUGCAUGAAUUUAGAGGAAUUCAAAAUUUAUAGUUUAUUGAUCCUCCCUUAUCUGAUCUAUGUUUUGACUUUAUGAAUACAAUAUUCAAUCAAGGUUCUAAAUUAAAGACUUGUAAAUAAUUAUUGACUCAUCCUAUUUUCGACUAAGAAAAUUAAAAAACAUUUAAAAAUUUGGGAAUUCAUUUAAUUGGAAUUUUAAACUAAAAUUCAAGUAGAUUUCGAAUCAAUUCUAAAUAAUCUUAAAGAUCUCCAAAACCAAUUAAAGUAGUGCCUGUUAAGAAAGGAUUUAACUUUUUAUCCAAAAGUCCUUAAGAAAAACCAAAUCUCAAUAAAGAUUACUUUGAACCUCCAAAAUCUCAUCUGAUGUUCAGAAGAGGUAGUAGAUAAAAAAGAACCUUAAAUUUUAAUAAAAAUAAUGAAAUUAGUAAUCAUUCAAAUAGCUGA